Puccinia graminis f. sp. tritici CRL 75-36-700-3 is the source of this 1832-nucleotide messenger RNA. RefSeq lists its product as uncharacterized. Lineage: Eukaryota; Fungi; Basidiomycota; Pucciniomycetes; Pucciniales; Pucciniaceae. The record is from RefSeq and is a predicted model, not a curated record. The transcript has 4 exons. Bases 1 to 1794 code for a protein of 597 amino acids.
AUGGAUCCUUUGCACAACGCUUGGGCAACUUCAAGUUCGACCCCUGUCCCUCCAACUGUUCGCCGAACUAAAAAAAAUGGCUCCCCCACCGACACCGAAAGCCAAGCAGAGGUUAUCGAGAAGCUUGCCCGAGAAAUCGAAUCACUCAAAUCCAACCUCAACUCACAGAAGUCCACCUCAAAGUCAAAGGGCAAGAAGUCCACAGUCAAGGUCACCAAUCCUACUGCCAAUGAUGUCAGCACGUCCUCCAGCUCUGCCUCUGCUUCAAAGAAGAAGGCCCCAGUUCCAACAACCCCAAACAGAAACCAGCGAGCCACUUCAGCCCCACCCAAAUUCAUGAGGCCGCCAAAACCCCGCAAGUCAAUUUCUGAGACGCCUGUUGCCAAACCCUCACCCAAACGACACCCUCAACAAAUUCAAACAGGCGACUUUCCCGCAGCCUUUGGGCCAACCAAGAUUCUUUGGGGUCUCCUGAGACAGGACUCGGUUCCAAAGCCUCCCGAAUUAAGCAAACUUGAAGAAUUCUACAGACGCUUUCGACGAGCAGAGCAAGUCGAAGAGGCUGUCCGAUCUGGCUCUGCAAACCGAGAUGUUGGCCAAGUCUCAUGUUUGAAAGACGCUCAAGGUGGUCGCAUCAAGUUUGGAAAAUCGGUCAUCCACCUUGGAAGCAACUUCGUUCGCUACGCUCAAGGAAUCAUGGCCCAAUUGGGCUUAAGUGUCUGGUGCCCCAACUUGGAUGAAGAUUCGGGUUCCCUCUACAACGCUGCUCAUCGAAUUGCUGCUCUGACAACAUUCACAGAGCUUGCAGCGACUCCAGCCUAUGCUUACCUCAAAGUCGAUCCGGCCAUGGCUCAAAACAUGACUCUACUCAUUCCGGCCUACAACCAUUUCGUCCACUAUCUCCAAGCCGAAAAGUACAAAAAAGAAAUCAAGCAGAAAGGAAAAGUUGCUCAAGAAGCAUCUAAUAAAAAACAUAACAAGAAUCGCGAAAGGUUGAGGGAUGAGCGCCGCAAUUUUGCUAUUCUCAAUAAGUUCCCACAACGCUAUCGGGACAUCUUAGAGCCGAUCGCCGCCCACAGUGAUGAUGAGGAAGUUGAAGGGAAAGGCUUCUACAAGAUCAAGACAUUGCCCUACCGCUCAAACAAUGCCAAUCGUUUCUUCCGAAGGUUGGAUGUAGUGAUGAAGAAGGCUGCCGAGCAAGAUCCUCUAAGAAAGUCAAGUCGUCGCCGGGUUCGUCGAUUGCCAAAGGAGCCACAGGAAUCGCUCUACAAGGCCGCCCCAAAGGGUUUGCCCAUUGAUUUCUACCACCCGAAGUGGUUCAAUGAGCUAGUCCCUGCCCAGCAACACUCGAUUCCCGACAGAACUCGCAUCGCCUUCCUCCCAAAUGCAAACGAGUCCUUACUCCCUAAAUCCGAAAAAAAUCUCGACGAGAAACUGAAAGAUUCGACGUUUACCAGAAAGUAUUGGGAAGUUGUGGAGGAAUCCUCUGAGGAGGAAGAGAAUGCAGCAGAGGAUCAAGUGAACGGACAAGGCGAUGAAGGCGAGGGCAUCGACUUGACUCAACCCAGCGAGGGUUCCGAUUCCGACGACGAGUAUCAUGUCGAGGGUGAUGCUGGUGAGCUGUACGAUGAGGAAGGAGAUGAUGAAUCUUUUGUGGACAACGAUGAACAGGAGGAUGGUGGUGAAGACGAAGAUGAGGAUGAUGAUGAAGAGUACGAUGAGGCUCAGGACGGUGUGGGCCUUGAUGUCGAUCACCCCAUGGCCGAUAUUCCAGAGGGUGAGGAGGAUUGGUAAUUUCUUUUGACUGUAGACAGGACAAGAGUGUGUCUCCA